Molecule: messenger RNA, 1617 nt
Organism: Panonychus citri (citrus red mite)
Lineage: Eukaryota; Metazoa; Arthropoda; Arachnida; Trombidiformes; Tetranychidae
Product: short-chain dehydrogenase/reductase family 16C member 6-like
Exons: 2
Coding region: 421-1344 (307 amino acids)
Cellular component (GO): lipid droplet
Molecular function (GO): oxidoreductase activity, acting on the CH-OH group of donors, NAD or NADP as acceptor
Source: RefSeq, a predicted model, not a curated record
UAAAUGAUUUAUUGUUAAUCCACACUAAUUUAGAAUGAGAUUAAAGUUAAUUGUAGUUAAAUUAUGCUAAUGAAUUGAAGAGACGCCCAAAUUGUCAUCAACUCACUUUUCAUCUUGCAGUCAAUGAAAACCACAUUGUCUUUUGUUUUCACUUUUAAUUAUACAGUUUCAAGUUUCUGUUAAAUUAACUAAAUUACCUUGAAUUAGAUUGUUUCAUUUUAAUCAUCAUUCAGAUUCAACUUUUCCAUUCAAAUUGUUGGAUCCUUUGUGAUGGCAACAAUUAACUAGUUACCUUUUUGUUUACAUUUCAGUCAAACAAAACACUUACCUUUCCAAUUGAGUUGUGGCUUUUUCCCAAUCGGAUAUUUAAUUUAUUUACUUUAUCACAAUCAUCUCUCGUUGUUUAAUUACCUUAAUAAAAUGGAUGUUCUUAAAACUCUUGGUCUUGCUUUCUACCAUUGGAUUGAAGCGAUUAUUUUGUUCUUUGUCCCUCGACAAUUACGACUUAAGGAUAUCUCUAAAGAUGUUGUUCUAAUCACUGGAGCAGGAAACGGAAUUGGUAGACUUUUAGCUCUUAAACUUGCCAAUGAAGUGGAAUCUCUGGUUCUCUGGGAUAUUGAUGAGCAUCGGCUUCAAGAAACUGGUCGAGAGGUUACCAGAAUCGGUGGAAAGUGUAAAUGUUAUGUUGUCGAUAUUUCCGAUAGGAACAAAGUUUAUUCAACUGCUGAGAAAAUUAAACAAGAUGUUGGUACAGUUUCAGUGGUGAUCAACAAUGCUGGUAUUGUCUCUGGUAAACCGAUCCUUGAAUUGUCCGAUGAAGCCAUUUUGAAGACAUUUGAAGUCAAUGUUUUCUCUCAUUUCUGGAUAAACAAAGCUUUUCUUCCUGGAAUGAUGGAGAAAAAUAAAGGUCACAUCAUCACCAUGGCUUCAGUUGCUUCUUUUGUUGGUUCAGAUCGAUUAACUGAUUACUCUGCUUCCAAAGCUGCUGCUUACAUGUUACAAGAGGCUCUUUUCUUGGAACUUGCCACCGAUGGUUAUGAUGGAAUCAAAGUUACCUCAGUUUGCCCUUAUUUCAUCGACACUGGAAUGUUCCAGGGGGUUCAUGACAAGGUUAUUCCAAUGUUGAAACCUGAUUAUGCUGCGGAUAAGAUCAUUGAAGCUUAUAGAACUGAUCAAUUCCUUAUUGUUUUACCAAGAUUUUUCUACUUCAUGAAUACUAUCAAAACCAUAAUUCCAGCAAAAACUGGCUUUUAUCUUUAUUCCUUGUUGGGUGGACUUUCAAUGAUGAAAACUUUCGCUGGUCGAAAUAAUAACGUUGAUAAUGGAAAAGUGAAAAGUAAUUAAAUCAAUAGAAAACAACAACAAUCAACUAUCAUCUCAAUUUGUAUCAUCAAGCUAAAGAAACUAAGUUAGAUCAACAUCAAAUUUACUCUUGACUAACAAUCAUUUAGGAAAAAUGAUUAACUGUAAAGUUUUUUUUUCUUAUCUUGAUUGCUCAUCAUCAACUUUAAUUCCUUCCUCAAACUUUCAAUGCUCAUUAAAUUGUUAAAAUUUCAUAAUUAUUAAUAAAAACAAAACUCAAUGGGUGUUUGGAAAUCUAUUUAUCACCUUGAAAAA